Messenger RNA from Sitophilus oryzae (rice weevil), 3235 nucleotides. Its product is annotated as glutamine-dependent NAD(+) synthetase. NCBI's taxonomy places the organism in Eukaryota, Metazoa, Arthropoda, Insecta, Coleoptera, Curculionidae. Bases 160 to 2331 code for a protein of 723 amino acids. Gene Ontology annotation, cellular component: cytoplasm. The record is from RefSeq and is a predicted model, not a curated record. Gene Ontology annotation, biological process: NAD+ biosynthetic process. The transcript has 14 exons. Gene Ontology annotation, molecular function: ATP binding; NAD+ synthase (glutamine-hydrolyzing) activity; glutaminase activity.
ACCGGAUUGUCAAUAUGCUGAUCACAGCUGAUCGCAAAUAAGAUAACUGAAAAAGAAACAAUUCCUAUUUAAACUUAUCUUGAGUAAACUCUAUAUUGAAAUACCGUGCAUUGCGAAGAAAAUAUUUCAAGGUAACGUUGUGCAGCAAUUGAUUUGAAAAUGGGAAGAAAAAUAACAGUUGCUUCCGCCACUUUAAACCAAUGGGCUCUGGAUUUUGAGGGAAAUUUGGAUAGAAUUUUGCAAUCUAUUCUAGAUGCCAAGGAAAUGGGAGCUACUUUAAGAACUGGACCAGAACUAGAAAUAUGUGGUUACAGUUGCCAAGAUCACUUUUAUGAAAGUGAUACAUUUCUACAUUCUUGGGAAGCGCUGGCUGAAUUACUAAAUGCUCCUCUUUGUAAAGACAUUUUAAUCGAUGUUGGCAUGCCUGUAAUGCAUAAAAACGUAGCCUACAAUUGCAGGGUGAUAUUUUUGAAUCAGAAGAUAUUUUUAAUAAGACCUAAAAAAGUAUUAGCUGAAGAUGGAAACUAUAGGGAAAGCAGAUGGUUCUCACCAUGGAAAAAGGAGAGAACUACUGAAGAAUUUUAUUUACCUAGAAUGAUAUCAGCAAUAACAGGACAAAAAACUGUUCCUAUUGGUGAUGCUGUUAUAUCGACACUAGAUACUUGUAUAGGGUUCGAGAUUUGCGAAGAGCUGUGGUGUGCUGCAAGCCAGCAUAUUCCAUUAUCUAUGGAUGGGGUUGAAAUUAUUUGUAAUGGCUCAGGCAGCCAUACUGAACUUAGAAAAAAUUAUAUUUUAUCGGAUCUAGUUAAAAAUGCUACAAUGAAGUGUGGGGGAUGUUAUAUUUUCAGUAAUCUAAGAGGCUGUGAUGGGGAAAGGUUGUAUUUUGAAGGUACAUCCUCAAUUACAUUGAAUGGUUCACUUUUGGCCACAACCAAGCAAUUUUCUUUGGAAGAAGUGGACGUGAUCACUGCAACCAUAGACUUAGAAGAUAUAAGAUGUUACAGGAAUAGUAAACGAUCGCGAACGCAUGUAGCAGCUGGAAGCGAAAGCUAUCCCAGAAUAACUAUAGAUUUCUCAUUGUCUCCUGAACAUGACACUACAUUGCCAACAGCCCAACCAAUAAAAACAUUGACAAUGACUGCACAGGAGGAAAUUACCGAGGGACCUGCUUGUUGGUUAUGGGAUUAUUUAAGACGUUCAGGUCAAGGGGGAUUUUUUCUACCUUUGAGUGGUGGUAUCGAUUCUUCCAGUACUGCCAUUAUUGUAUACUCAAUGUGUAGAUUGAUCGUUGAGAAUGUGCAAAAGAAUGGAGAUCCUAAAGUGUUGUCCGACGUUAGAAGAAUUGUGGCUGAUGCAGAGUACACUCCCAAAACCGCACAAGAAUUAUGUAAUAGAAUCCUAGUUACAUGUUACAUGGGAACCGAAAAUUCUUCUAAAGAAACCAAAAAUCGGGCUAGUGGCUUAGCAACUGCAAUAGGAAGUUACCAUCUUCAUAUAAUGGUAGAUAAGGCUGUCAACGCCUGCCUAGAAAUCUUCAGUACUAUAACCGGCCUAUUCCCGAAAUUUGCCAGCAAUGGCGGCUGUCCACGUCAGAAUAUGGCCUUGCAAAACAUCCAGGCACGAAUAAGAAUGGUUCUGAGCUAUUUAUUUGCUCAGUUGGUACUGUGGGUUAGGGGCAGACCAGGUGGAUUGCUGGUGCUUGGUUCGGCCAAUGUUGAUGAAGCACUUCGUGGAUAUAUGACGAAGUACGAUUGUUCUAGUGCCGAUAUCAAUCCGAUUGGUGGUAUAUCAAAAACCGAUUUAAGAAGCUUUAUCGAAUAUGCCAAAGUAAAAUUCAACAUUCCGAUUCUCGGUGAGAUUUAUAAUGCCCCACCAACUGCCGAAUUAGAGCCUUUGGUCCAAGGAAAAAUUGCUCAAACUGACGAACAAGACAUGGGAAUGACGUACAGCGAACUGAGCCAAUUUGGAAUUUUACGAAAAAUUGGGAAUUGUGGGCCGUUUUCUAUGUAUUGUAAAUUGGUGCAGACUUGGUCAGAUACAUGUACACCAAAGCAAGUAGCAGAAAAAGUCAAACACUUUUUCAGGUGUUAUGCUAUAAAUCGUCACAAAAUGACAGUGCUGACUCCCUCGUACCAUGCUGAAUCUUACAGUCCAGAUGACAACAGAUUCGAUCUUAGACCAUUUUUAUAUAGAGCAAACUGGUCCUGGCAGUUUAGAUCCAUAGACAAACAGGUUGAGUACUUGAAUAGCGUUAAGAGAAGUUCUUCAAGUAGUGGCAACAUUUCAAAAAAGAUAAGCAAUCCUAAGGUUAGGACGGGCGUUACAGUAUAGUAUAGAGUGUUUUUAUAAUUUCAAUUAUUUUUUAUUUCACUAUUGAAAUGUAGCUUUAAGUCCAAUGCGUUCUAAUACUUCUUUUAUAUUUGCUAUUCUCUGCCAUUUUAAUUUAAACAUUAUUUCAGUAAAGAAACUGAAAAUUAAACUUAUUCUUCUUUAUAUUGAUAUAAAAUUUGUAAAGGUGGCUACACACACUACUGCAAGCUUGACAAGCAUGCAUGAACAAUCUUUUUGUACAAGCAAACUGUAGCGUCUGUAGGGAAAAUUUGCGGAAGCAUUUUAAUUGUGCAAGCCGCUUGAUGAUUGAUUGAAUUUGAAUCAUGCAAGCUUGGAGAAGCCAUGCUUGCGCAAGCGACAUGUAUUUUUACAUGUUACAUGUAUUCAGCUUGUACAAACAAUUAGUUCAGUCCGUGAUCGUAAAUGACCUGUACGUCGCGUCGCCAUCAUGUCUAGCGAUCUGAAAAGGAGCAAUAGAGGAUUAUUGGAAGAUUUUAUUCGCGCAUACGAAAAUCAGCCGUGAAUUAAAUCACAAGAAUAUCGUGAUAGGGUGAAGAAGGAUGCAGCAUACAAAAUUUUACUUAAUAAGUAUAGAUUAAUUGACAGCCAAGCCGAUAAAGAUGCCGUUAUUAAAAAGAUAAAUGCCUUCAGGAUUCCUUCUUCUUUUUCGCGGUCUUCCUUCUUUUUCGCGGCAUAAACUGAAGCUUGUUCAAGCAUGCAUGUACCGUUUAGCGGUGAAGGUAAAUUAUGCAUGCUUGUACAAAAAGAUUCCCAUAUAACACAACACAAUCCUAUAGAUAUCUUGAGGAUAUCCAAAAACCAGAGGAGGAUAUUUAAGGGAUAUCCAGAUGGGACAAAAAAAGUCAUCUUCAAGACAUCCCUAGCAAGCCUUUUACGAUUAUUU